UUCAAUAUACGAUAAUGUUGUUGUAUAUUGGAGUAUUUGUACCCAUUAUUCUCUCCUUCAUAUUCUACCAGAUAAGUAGGAGACAUAAGAGAAAUAUGCCCUUUACAAAAUUGCCAAUCAUUGGCAUGCUACAUGAUCUUCUCCUAAAUUUGUCCAACAUUCACGAUUACGCAAUCUUGGUUUUGAAACAUUAUGGAGGUACUCUGAUGUUCGAAGGACCUUGGUUCACAAACAUGAACUUUAUUCUCACCGCCGAUCCAAUGAACGUGCACCACAUCACAACCAAGAACUUUAGCAACUAUGGGAAAGGGUCCAAUUUCGGUGAAAUUUUUGAGUUUUUUGGAGGAGGGAUUAUUAAUUCUGAUAAUCUCCAUGCAUGGAAACAAGAGAGGUCAAUACUUCAUUCACUGUUUCAAAGGCAAAACCUUAAGAUCUUCCUUCGGAAAACCAUUCAGAAGAAGCUAGAGAAUGACCUAAUUCCAUUUCUUGAUCAUACAUCCGAGGUUGGAACUGAGGUAGACUUACAAUUUGCCCUUCGGAGGUUCACAUUUGACAUUGCCUGCUCUUGUUUUCUUGGUUAUGAUCCUCACUCUCUUCCAAACAAGAACACUAAGCUUUCUCAACCUGCUUAUGAGAGAGCUUCGGUUGUGAUCGAGGAGUCAUUAUUUCACAGGCACAUCACACCGAGAUUUUUGUGGAAGUUGCAGGAGUGGCUCCAGAUUGGUCAAGAGAAGAAGCACACCGAGGCCAAAGAAAUUUUUGAUAAGUUCUUGUAUGAAUGCGUUGCAGCCAAGCGUGAAGAGAAAAACAGAUGCAAUAGCACCAAAGAAGUCCACGAAUCUGAUCAUGACUUGUUGGGAGUGCUAAUGGAAGAAGGAGCUCAAAAGGGGAGAAUAAUGGAUAACAAGUAUCUUAGAGACACUGCAUUUACCUUUGUCUCUGCUGGAAGUGGCACAAUCAGUGCAAGUCUCAGUUGGUUCUUUUGGCUUGUUUCAACUCAUCCACAUGUGGAAGCUAAAAUUCUUGAAGAGAUCAAAGAUAAUUGCAUAGACCAAGAUGGAUCUUGGAUUGCUUCUGGUGUGGAAGAGUUUGGAAAGUUAGUUUAUCUCCAUGGAGCUAUAUGUGAAGCACUGAGGCUUUUUCCUACUGUGCCCUAUGAUCAUAAGUGUGCAAUCAAAUCUGAUACACUUCCUAGUGGACACCAUGUUAGUCCAAAUACCAUGAUUUUGUACUCUUUGUAUGCAAUGGGAAGAAUGGAACAAAUAUGGGGACAUGAUUGCAUGGAAUUUAAGCCUGAGAGGUGGAUUUCAGAGAGUGGAGACAUUAUACACGUUCCAUCUCACAAGUUCAUAGCUUUCAAUGCAGGCCCUAGAAGUUGUUUGGGUAAAGACAUUACUUUCACUGAAAUGAAGAUGCUUGCGGUUGCUAUACUCUGGAGGUUUCAAAUGAAGGUGGUGGAUGGUCAUCCUAUAACACCAAGAGUCUCUGUGGUGCUUACCAUUGAACAAGGCUUGAAGGUUAUGGUUACUAAGAGAUGCACUUGAUAGAAAUCAUUUCAAUAAUGGCAGAUGAUAUUUAUAUUUUAUGUCUUACGACCUACUUUCGGUCUCAGUUUCUACUUUGUUUGUGAUGGCUAAAUAAUGUUGUGGUUGUCCAGUAUUAUAAUAAAGAGAAAUAUCAGCCAGUGGGUUUAUUCUCUUAUACUGAUUAAUUAGUAUAAGUGUGUUGGGUUUAUAGAGGAAAUAUUG
Molecule: messenger RNA, 1748 nt
Organism: Vigna unguiculata (cowpea)
Lineage: Eukaryota; Viridiplantae; Streptophyta; Magnoliopsida; Fabales; Fabaceae
Product: alkane hydroxylase MAH1 pseudogene
Source: RefSeq, a predicted model, not a curated record